Rasamsonia emersonii CBS 393.64 is the source of this 951-nucleotide messenger RNA. RefSeq names its product Rab GTPase interacting factor. Gene Ontology annotation, biological process: vesicle fusion with Golgi apparatus; endoplasmic reticulum to Golgi vesicle-mediated transport. NCBI's taxonomy places the organism in Eukaryota, Fungi, Ascomycota, Eurotiomycetes, Eurotiales, Trichocomaceae. The record is from RefSeq and is a predicted model, not a curated record. The transcript has 2 exons. The coding region runs from base 1 to 951 and encodes 316 amino acids. Gene Ontology annotation, cellular component: membrane; trans-Golgi network.
AUGGCCCAAUACUAUCAACAACAACCUUACGGGGGCCAGACCUCCGCUCAGAACCUUCAGUUUUACCCUUCCUCAUAUUCUGUCUCCGGCCAUACGACGCCGUCGCAAGCUUCAUACGGCGGUUAUUCUAACCAGGCACAAGCAUACCCCGCCGGAGGGGGAGGCGCAGGCUAUGGCGGGUUUGGAAGUUCUGGUCCGGGCGUGACUGGGAGGAUGGGAGAGCAGGGCGGUUUGAAGACAGGAUGGUUGGCUGCUUUUGGAACGGAAGGAUAUGAAGGGGAGCCGCCGUUGCUAGAAGAAUUGGGGGUGAAUUUCGAGCAUAUCAGAACCAAGACUUUGACGGUUUUGAACCCUUUCGCGCAGAUCGAUCAGCAUCUUAUGGAUGACAGUGACCUCUACGGCGCCAUCCUCUAUAUUCUCCUGUACGGCACCUUCCUCCUGCUCUCAGGCAAGGUCUUCUAUGGGUACAUCUACGGCGUUGCCGUCUUCGGCACGCUGGCGCUUCAUGUCAUCCUCAGUCUCAUGUCUCCAACUCUGGAGCCGGGAGCAGCGUCACCCAUUCCCAACGCCGCCGAUCCGAACAAUUACGACCCUCACAACAAACCGCCCACUUCUUCAUCCGGAGGCGGCUCGGCCGGCCACUUCUCCUCAACCUUGACUUUUCCUCGGUCCGCCAGCGUCCUGGGAUAUUGCUUCCUUCCGCUCGUUUUGACCAGUUUGGUCGGGAUCUUGAUCCCCAUGGACACCAUGUUUGGCUAUCUUCUGACGACGGCAGCCGUCGGAUGGUGCACGUACAGCAGCUCGGGCAUGUUCUGUGCGGUCGGAAGGAUGCGCGGGAUGAGGGGGCUUGUCGCGUACCCGUUGGCGUUGUUUUAUGUCGUGUUUGGCAUCAUGGGCAUUUUUUCGUCUAGGGGCAGUGGCACGUUGGCCGCGAAGACGGGUUCUACAUAA